AUGCCCAGCGCCGUCCCUCUGCAGGCACGCCGCGCCGACGCCGGCGAUGGUGACGAUCCCGAAGGCGAGGGCGAGGCCCAGUGGAGCACCAAGGACAUCUACUGGCGGGGUCAGCCCGCCAAGAUCAUCACCCAGAACCGCAACGGACCGUGCUCGCUCAUCGCCCUCUGCAACGUCCUCCUCCUCCGCGGCGAGGUCCACCUGACGCCGCCCGACCGCCCCGUCGUCAGCUACUCGUACCUCUCGCAGCUCCUCGCCGACCACCUCCUCGCACGUUCCGCGUCCGACCCCUCGCUCGACCUCGGCGCCGCGCUCUCGAUCCUGCCCCGAACCCAGCGCGGCCUCGACGUCGACGUCUGCUUUGCCUCCCACGACGCCUUCUCCACCACCCGCCCCGCCGCCGACGCCGACGCUCCCAGCCCAAGCGACCAGAGCGACAGCGGCGCGGGGGAGCUCGCCCUGUUCAAGCUCUGCGGCGUGCCCCUCGUCCACGGCUGGCUCGCCGACCCCGCCGAUUCCCAGGCCUACCAGGCCGUCCUGCAGGCGGGCAGCUACAACCGCGCCGUCGACGUCGUCGUCCAGGGCGACGAGAUUGCCAAGGGCGCCGUCGUCCAGGAUCGCGGCGUCGGCGCCCUGGCGAGUCAGCUCGAAGCCGCCUCCCUCUCCAAGGCACCUGCUGCCGCGCACGGCGACGGCGCCACGGCGGACCCCAGCUCCUGGUCCGAGCACGAGGCCGCCCAGGUCCACCAGGCCCUCGUCGUCCAGCAGUUUCUCGACUCGACAUCGACCCAGCUCACCUACCACGGCCUGUUUGUGCUGGCGCAGGCCAUUCAGCCCGGCCAGCUCGUCGCCCUCUUCCGCAACUCGCACGUCUCGGUCCUCUACUGCCGCCUGCCCGACGAGGGCGGCGCAGAUUCCGAUGCCACGCCCAACCUCUUCACCCUGGUGACCGACUCGGCCUUUCUGAUGGAGGACGAGAUCGUGUGGGAGAGCCUGGUCGACGUCGACGGCGCGUCGAGCGAGUUCUUUGACGGCAAGCUGCGCAAGGCCACGGUCCGCGGCGGCGGCGACUUUGUCGGUGGCCGCCAGGAGGGUGGCCUCGUCGACGGCAGCGGCGGGCCCACGUCCCAGCAGAUCGAGGACGCCGACUAUGCGCUGGCCGUCCAGCUGCACCAGCGAGACCAGGACCGGCUGGAGGAUGCGAGGCGCAGGCGCCAGUUCCGCAACGGGGCCGGAGGCGGCGUCGUCCCCCGGCCGGGAAUGGGGCAAAGGCCACAGGGCAAUGCACCUGGGUCGUCGUACGACGGGCACCGGAUGGGAGCGCACAAUGGCUACGAUCCGGGCUACGCCGCAGCAGCGGCGGCCGCAUCCGCGCCCAUCGUCCCUACCGAGGUGUUUACCACGAUGCGGUACCAGGUGCAGCCGGUCCGGGCCGACGGCGCUGCGGUCGGAGGGGCUUCCCUGAUCGACAUGGACGGCACGGCGCAGGGUCCCAUCUCGCGAGCCGAUGCCGAUGCGCUCGUCGACGCGAUGCUGCCCGACGAGCUCGUUCGCCGCAAGAAGAUCGGAGCAGCGGCGCCGGCGACGGCAACGGCAACGGCGAUGGCCGGACCGUCUGCGCCCAGCACGAACCCGUUCCUGGCGGAGGGCGAGAUUGUGCAGCAGCCCGUCGUGGCUGUGCCUGUCCCGCCAACGAACCCGUUUGCCCCCGCGAUGGCCGCCGCAGCUGCUGAAGAGGCUGCGCCGCUCGACCCGGUCGUGGCUUCGCACCGCCUGGCCCGCCACGUUCCGCUCCUCUCUGCGCAUCUCGAGCGCCUCGAAGUCUCGGCGGGCGCCAUGUGCCGCAUCUACCCGCAGGCGUGGUCGGCGACGCUGCUCAAGCAACGCCGCGUGCUGGAAAAGCAAGAGAUCCUGCGCGCCAUCGACGAGGCCGUCUCGAGCGCACCGCCGGGCGGCAGCGAGGUGCGCGGCAUCCGCGUGGCCAUCAAGCGCGGCGGGCGCAUCGAGGUGCACCUGCGCGACCUGACGCCGUUCCCGUCGUCGUCGAGCCUGUCGGGCGACGCCGACGGCGGGCUGGCGGGCCGAGCGCCGGCGCCGAGCGUGCGCAUCGACACGGAGCCGACGCGCGUGCGGAUGCUGGACCUGGAGCCGGUCGUGUUCAACAAGACUGACGCGCGCGGCUUCUACGAGGCGGCCAAAGUGCGCGCGUCGGCCGACCCGUCGGUGCUGAGCGGCGUGCGGCCCGAGGACGGGCGGUGCUUUGACGUCAUCCUGUGGACCGAUGAGGCGCUCGAGGGCGUGCAGGGAGGGACCCCAGCCGAUGCGGGCGCGAGCGCGAGCGGUGCCGAGGCGCAGGUGACUGAGAGCAGCAUCGCAAACGUUGUCGUCGAGCUGCUCCCGCCCGGUAGCGGCGCGGGUGCCCCCUCGCGGUUCGUGACGCCGCCGACGCAGCUGGGCAUGCUUGACGGCCCGCUCCGGCGUCGCCUGGUCGACGAGGGGCUGAUCGACGAGGAGGCCGUGGCCGUGUCGCGGCUGCGUGCGCUCGUGGCGCGCGGCGAGGCGCGGGUGUGGCUGUGCAACUCGCUGCGCGGCGUGUGGCAGGUCGAGCUGGUCGACAAUCUGGCCUUUACGCUGCCUCCGGCCGGAUCCCAGGGUCAGGCGGCCAUGGCGCCGCGUCGGCGCGACGAGAACGGCGGCGAGGCCAAGAAGCGCUUCAGCAGCUUGAUGCGCAAGAACGGCAACGGCGGCACUGGGGCCGGGGCCGGGGCCGGGGCCGGGUCCGGGGCCGGGUCCGCCGAGACUGACCUGACGGGCGGCAAGAAGAAGAAGGGCGCCAAGGGCAAGGACGACAAGUGCGUCGUCAUGUAG
Pseudozyma flocculosa PF-1 is the source of this 2868-nucleotide messenger RNA. RefSeq lists its product as uncharacterized. The coding region runs from base 1 to 2868 and encodes 955 amino acids. Gene Ontology annotation, molecular function: cysteine-type deubiquitinase activity; cysteine-type carboxypeptidase activity; K48-linked deubiquitinase activity. Gene Ontology annotation, biological process: protein K48-linked deubiquitination. Gene Ontology annotation, cellular component: cytosol; cell periphery. Lineage: Eukaryota; Fungi; Basidiomycota; Ustilaginomycetes; Ustilaginales; Ustilaginaceae. The record is from RefSeq and is a predicted model, not a curated record. The transcript has 2 exons.